Scatophagus argus is the source of this 12264-nucleotide messenger RNA. RefSeq names its product mitogen-activated protein kinase kinase kinase 11. The transcript has 10 exons. Gene Ontology annotation, biological process: positive regulation of apoptotic process; microtubule-based process; protein phosphorylation. Gene Ontology annotation, molecular function: ATP binding; protein binding; JUN kinase kinase kinase activity. Bases 1148 to 4279 code for a protein of 1043 amino acids. Gene Ontology annotation, cellular component: centrosome. NCBI's taxonomy places the organism in Eukaryota, Metazoa, Chordata, Actinopteri, Scatophagidae. The record is from RefSeq and is a predicted model, not a curated record.
UGAAACCCCACCCUCUUUACUGAUUGUAAGCACAGACGUAGAGGUGGUUCGAGGUCCUGAAGAACACUGACCGAGGAAGAAGGAAUACGAGCCGAAAUUCUGAUGGAGUUAUUGCGCUGUUUGGAUACCGACUGUAGAGAGAACACCGAGCUGGACCAGGCCACGCGGUCAACUCUAAUUAGGAACAAACGGGAUUUGUUUUAACACUGUGUCUCUCUUUCUGGGAAAGAAAGUCAAUCAGGUUUGGAUAGCUCUUCCUGUUACCGAGUCGGCUGUUCCUAAGUUUAUAUGCUGUGAUAAAACGCAGCUCAUUGCGUGCUUCUGAUAAGACCGUAAGUAUGGAUACUCUCGCGCAAAGGGAUGCGGGAUUUCCUGCGGCCGCGCCGGAAAGUUGCGGUCAGACGCGGUUAUUGGAGAUCUGGGGUUAAUAAUGCGAACUGGGCAGCCCUGAAACUUGUCGUAAAACACUGCUUGGCUGGACUGAAUGCUCCUUUCCUGCUAUUCUUCUCCGCUUCUGAGCGCUUCCUGCUUGUGGUGGCCACUGCACUUGAUGGCUAAAAAUACAUGAAAACUCAACAUGGACAGCUAAAGUAGUAGUUUUGUAAAACAGUCGAAGUAUUUUACAACAAGCUUUGGACACUUGUAUCUCUUUCUUAUCAGUUUUGGCUUCCAAAAUCAGAACUCAACAGGUGGCAAGUCUGAAUGAGGGAAGAGAGGAGCUAAUUUACGCAUAAUGAGGUGGUUCAAGAACCUCUUAAAUACAAGCUAGUGAAAUGAUAUUGGGCUCAAACCAAGUUUUGGGAAACCACAUCACAGAGAGUAAUUCAGUGGAGAUGGUGCUGUCUUUCUGAGCUUUGAAACACUUAAUCAAACAAAAACAAACUCUUGACUCAUUCUGCAUUUUCAAAUGGAGAGAUCUGAAUUUAAUGUCGAGACGAAUGAAAGACAGUUGCCAUUCAGCUAUCUCUGAAUCGUCUUUCAUAGCCCGCUUGUUGGUCAAGCUUUUGAACACUUUUCAUUGGUCCCUGAUGAACCAACAAGAAAGACAGGAAAGGGAGCAAGGUGCAAUAAAGUACUCCUUUGUACUUUAUUUUCAAACCCUUGGGGUGCAAAAUCAGAUCCAGUCAAAACAUCUUCUUGAGGCUCCAUGGAGCCACUGAAGAACAUAUUCAGUCGAGGCCCACUGUCGAACUGGAAAAAUUUGGAUCAAUCACAAAAAGGGAACUUCACCAACCCGGUCUGGACAGCCUUAUUCGACUAUGAGGCGUCCUGUAAGGAUGAGCUCACCUUGCGGAAAGGUGACCUGGUGGAAGUCCUGUCUCUGGACUCUGAGAUAUCAGGGGACGAGGGCUGGUGGGCAGGUAAGGUCAACAACAAGGUGGGCAUCUUCCCAUCCAACUAUGGCUCGUUCAAGCCAAAUGGAUAUGGGAAGCUUCCUGGCAAUGGUGUGGUGGCUGAGCUUGGCACAGCAGUGGUUGGCGAGUUUGAACCAGAUGCGGUGGAUUUCCGGGAGCUGAGUCUGGAGGAAGUCAUUGGGGUUGGGGGCUUUGGAAAGGUGUAUCGCGGUACAUGGAAAGGAGAGCUGGUGGCUGUGAAGGCCGCCCGGCAAGACCCAGAUGAGGAUAUCAGUGUGACAGCGCAGAACGUCAGGCAGGAGGCCCGUUUGUUCGCCAUGCUCACUCACCCAAACAUCAUUGCCCUCAAAGGCGUCUGUCUGCAGGAACCCAACCUUUGCCUCAUCAUGGAGUACGCCUCAGGUGGGCCGCUGAGCAGGGCACUGGCAGGGCGUCGCAUUCCGCCCCACGUCUUGGUCAACUGGGCCGUGCAAAUUGCGAGAGGGAUGUUGUAUCUGCACAGCGAGGCCAUCGUCCCCGUCAUUCAUCGAGAUCUCAAAUCCAACAACAUUCUUUUGGCCGAGCCCAUAGAGAAUGAAUGUAUGGAAGGUUUGACAUUGAAGAUCACAGACUUUGGCCUGGCGAGAGAAUGGCACAAGACCACGAAGAUGAGCACUGCUGGCACCUACGCCUGGAUGGCCCCUGAGGUCAUUAAGUCCUCCACCUUCUCCAAGGGCAGUGACGUCUGGAGCUAUGGUGUUCUGCUGUGGGAGCUUCUAACAGGAGAGGCACCAUACAAAGGGAUUGAUGGACUUGCCGUCGCCUACGGAGUCGCCGUCAACAAACUCACUCUGCCCAUCCCUUCCACGUGCCCCGAACCCUUUGCUCAGCUCAUGGCAGAGUGCUGGGACCAGGACCCCCAUCGCAGACCAAAUUUCAGCUCCAUCCUGACCCAGCUGACGGCCCUGGAGCGCCAGGUGAAGGAAGAGAUGCCACAGGACUCGUUCCACUCCCUGCAGGAGGACUGGAAGCUGGAGAUCCAGGACAUGUUCAAUGAACUCCGAGCUAAAGAGAAGGAGCUGCGAUGCCGUGAGGAGGAGCUGAAACGAGCGGCACUGGAGCAGAAGUCCCAUGAGGAGUUCCUGCGGCAGCGCGAGCAGCAGCUGGCCCAGUGGGAGCAGGACGUGUUUGAACGCGAGCUCACCCUCCUCAUCCUCCACCUGAACCAGAACCAGGAGAAACCCAAUGUCAAGAAACGGAAGGGCACCUUCAAGAAGCACAAACUCAAGGGCAAGAAUGGCGAGAAGAUCAGUAUGCCUCAAGAUUUCAUCCACAAGAUUACGGUGCAAGCAUCCCCGGGCCUGGAGAAGAGGCGGAACUCCCCUGAUUUGGGUUCGGGCUCCUCACCCUCUUUUGGCCCACGUUUCCGUGCAAUCCAACUCAGUCCCAGUGACAACAGCAGGACAUUUGGUCUGAGCUCCGUCUGGCCACUCGAAGCUCCUUCCCUUAAACAAGCCAAUGGAGACCUAAGGUUGGGCCCCCACUGGAGGCCCCAGAGCCCGAAAAGUCCUAAAAGCCCCAAAGUCCUGCGCCUCAGUCCCCAGGAAAGCAGUUUGUCGAUGAGGGCCAAACUCUUGGAGACGGACAGCAAUGAGAACGGAGAAUCCAAGGAUGACUUUGAGGAGUACAGACCCUCAACUCCAACCCCUCCUGCUCAGAAUGGCUCUUCAGUGAAGGACAGCCUGCGGCUCCCUCUACCUCAGCGAGACUCGAGCAGCGAGGAAGGGGGUUCUUCCCCAGCUGGCUCCCCCAGGCCUGAGAGGGUUUCCUUCGGUGGCCUCGUUAAGAGCACCCACCGGGCCCUGCUGGGCAGCGGCUCCCUCCUGGCCUCCAUAGGACUAGGUCGCUGCCUGGAUAUUCCUCCAAGGGUGCCCCCUCGAACUCACACCUCUUCCCUAGGGGACCGCACCCCUUCUGAACCAGAGAUCUUCCCCCCUAAGCCCCUCAUUUCAGACCCUCCAGUAGUGGACGAUCUCAUCACCUUCUCCACCUCUGAGCCGCUUCCCAGACCACUCUUGGAUUUAGCUCUGCAGUACCAAGAACCGAAGCCUUUUCCCCUGACACCGCCUCCACCCAACCCCCGCGAGAGGAGCAGCCACCGGACACUGCAGACAGUGCACAGUCCACAGAGCCCCAGGACCCCCCUGCAGCACGGUCAGGCCAGCCCAGGGGAAUGGACCUCCAGUUCUCGUUCAACUAAUGGGGAGCUGGGCUUUGAGGACUGGGAGUACAGAGCUGACAGGCGGAGGAGGUCGAGCCAAGGCCUGCAUGUCUCUCAGCUAGUUUUGGACCUGCCCUUAUGCCAAGACACACAGGAUUCUGAUGAUAAGCCCUCAGUACCCUAUUCUCUCCACCCCAACCCUGCCCUCUGGAACCCCAAAACACGCCGCUUGGAGGUCAACGUUAUCCCCCGUCCCCGCCCCUCCCCCAUCCGGCCCCGCAUCGAUCCCUGGAGCUUCAUCUCAGCUGGCAGUGGGAACUCGGGUGGUGUUCGCAGCCCAAACCGCUCGGACAGCAACCUUCUGGGCUUCCAGCCCUCCCCUACCAACCCUUUCCACAACUGUGACCCCUUCCCCUCACCUGAGUGUGACCCAUUCACCCUCAAGGCUGACCCCUCAAGUGGCUCAGACACGGCUUCACCCUUUGACCCUUUCUCAGCUCCCUUUCCCACCUCCCGUUCUGCCCCGUGCUCCACUAACGGCUCACCCACGCUGCCCUCGUUCCGUAUAAUGCCCCUCAACCCGGCCGACUCCCCCCUCAUUGACCUGGGCUGGGCGGCUUGCAACAAGCCCCUGGAUGGCACCAAAGAGAGAGCUCACCCCCGCAGGACACUCGGGCUUAAGCCUUUCAAGUCCCCAACGCCACUCAGAGAUGACAGGUUCUAAACCUGUGACAAAGCUGCAGUUUUAAUCAUGGGAACACAGUCCAGGGCCCUUUCCACUACUAUGUCCUACUUUUUAACAAGGAUUUGGAAUCUUUGAAAUAACGCACACCCAUGACUCGACCCACUGAGGGAGGUUUCCCCCUAUGGGAGCCUUAAUGAUCGCAGGUCUUAUUUAUACACCAGCCUGCUGCUUUGGAAUCCAGGAAGCCAGUGAAAGGUGGUACAUUGAAUUGUGGGAUAGCUGCCUUUGAACCAAUAGCUGGUGCCCAUUUCUUUCUCUCUCUUUCUCUGUCUCUGUUUUUCUAUGCCUUUGAAGGAGCAGAACACAGAUCUAUAGUCCCAUCUCCAGAUUCUAUCAGACUGCUCAUAUCACCUGCUUUCAUCUUCCCCCUACCUUUGAAGCAUUGUGACAAUGCAGAGGUGGAUAAGGCGACUUGCACAGCUUCAUCUGCCUCUACCUCUCUGCAGACUGAAAGCAUUCAGGACAAUGGAAAAUUGGAGUGCCUUAUUUCGUGAAGUGUUUUUAAUAUAUAUAUCUUUUCAAGGUUCCUUGAAUGGUUAAUCUGGUGCAUAGGGAAGAUGCUAUGAUUUUGGCUUAAGUAUGAAAAUUAGCUUAGCGUGUCUGUGGAAGAAAAUGUCUGCAUGUGCGUGCGUGAGUGUGUGCAUGUAUGUCUAGACUCAUUGUUCAAGGAAAGCUUACUGUUUUUGUUUUUUUAAACAGCGUCUGCCUGUUAAAUUAUGGGAGAAAGCACUCAGGGUGGCUAUUCGAGGCCACUCAUGAAAAGCAAGACAAAAUCAUGACCCAGGCAUUCCUCUUGGAAGCAGAUAACAUUCCAGUCACAUUCCCUGGGAAAUGCCAGGGAUUGGACAAAUUCAUUUAGUUGGCAGGCGACACAGCACAGGAAACAAGACGGGGGAGCCCUCUGCAUUCCCUUCAGAUGCCAAAGAAUGCAACUGUGACAGUGUAAGGGCUAGGACAAAGACUGUUUGCAAAUGAAUGGUUUUUACCUCCAUGGAGUGCCAGAUGGGUGGGCUUUGCCACACUGGACAGCACAGAGAAAGCUGAGACAAUCACAGUAUUUAAACAUAACUUUGAUAUACUUUUUUGAGGUUAUCUUUUAUAAACUAUCCAGAUUUUCUUAUCACCACCUGUCUGGCGCUGUGAGAAGGUUCCACCAAAUACUUAUUUUAAUAUUUGCAAAUUCUACAUUAUGUCGAUAAGAAAGCUUCAUUGAUUAGAUUAUUUGUACAGUCAGACAGAGUAGUACUAGCCUUGCAGAGCCAGCCAACUAUUUCGCACUGUUCGGGCCACAUGUUUAACACUUCUCUUUUUGACCUCAUUGGACGAACUCCCCAUUAGUCCCUUCUUCUUAGGAAACCUUUUUUUUGUUGUCUAAAUAUCUUAAAUCUCUCUUGAGAUGAUCCAUCAAAUUUACUUUCUAAAAAUAUUUGACUCAGUAAUAGGCCAUGAAAAAUCAUGAUACAUUUUCCCCACACCAAAGAGCUGUUUACCACUCUUAUCUCAGUCUGUUCAGUAUGUAGCUGGAGCCCCCAUGAAGACUGUAUUAUAUCUCAUUUGUUUAAUAGCAGUGACUUCUUGGAGUUCUUUCAUCACAGCAGUGUGGUCAGACAACCAGUGGAUACUCCAAGAAAUCACUUCUCCUUGCCAGGAAAUAGCCUGGCAUGUACCCACUGUAGGUUUUUCUUUGUGGACAGUAUAAAGCGUGCUAUAGAUAUCCUGGUAGGUGGAUUUUGUUACCUUUGAAAAGAGUCAGACUUGCUCAUUGCCUAUAUUUUUCUUCUUUAUAUGCUAAGUUAAGCAACAGUUGAAGAGUUGAUGAAGGGGAACUUGCAUCGGGACAUUUAUUGAUUACAUUCUCAAUCAAAUCUCCGCAUAUGUAUUUCAGACUUAAGGCUCGAGCUGAUGAAAUGUUGGCUGGCAUUGCAAGACUAAAGUAGCAGGGCUCGUAAACUCUUGUUGCCUCGGGUUCAUUAAAAAUCCAUCCUGAACCAUUUUAACACUGUUAAAAAGAUCGGGUAGGGCUAUAAUGUCGUGUUGAGAUACUUCUAGAACACAUACAGCAGAGAAGUUUGACACCGAGUGAUAAAUCAGAGAGAAAUUCAUUGCAGAGAUGCUGAAAUAUAAUUUUGUCCACCAACAGCUGUCUCAGAAUACACUGGAGCAGCAACUGACCAACUUUGACUUUAGGUUCACAGUCAACUCUGUUUUCCAUAGUAAAUAUAACUCAUUCUGGCACUUUUUCUCAGGUUUUCCCACAAAGCAUCCUGGGAAAUGUAUGACUUGAGGCAGGUUGAAGGAAAGUGGAAAUAAAUGUAAAUAAUUACCGAUAAUUCUGCAAUGUGUCAGAUAUCAUAGACUGAUGAUGCAUAACAGUUUCCAAGUUUUUUUUGUUUGUUUUUAAAUUGCAUUCAGCUGAUUCUUAAGCAUGUGGUCUAUUUACAUAAUUGGCAUACGUCAAGCAUGUAAGCAACUGAAAGAGACCCACAAACUUGUCCUGUUACCCAUGUCUUUGCUGAGCAUUAGGAGGUACAAAUACUGAUUGGGUUCAUCACUGACACCAUGUCAUUGGAAGACAAUGGCGGCUUCUUUGUGAUAAAGAGUAUAAACCUCGUCUCCAAAGGGGAGAGCUUUGUGAUUAGCCUAAUAAUCCUACUGAUGAACAGAGGAGGCUGAUAGUGAUAAUUAGCCUCUUGAUAAGAGCAGAGAGCAUUAACAAAGCGUUCAGAUAUUUGGUUAAUUAAUUUGCCCCGACAAUAUGAAAAUGCCCUGCGUUCUCUUUGCAAGGUGUCGAGUUCCUUCCUUCAGUAGCUUACAUUUUGAUUUAAGCUGUGCCCCCCCCUUUUUUUUAAGCUGUCUUUCCUCGCUUUUCCCCCUUUCUCUCUUUGUUGCCACUGGCUGCUUAGCUGCUGACCAGAUGAAAUCUUCACCGACAAGGAUUCUUUUUCUUUAGUCUUCCUCCCACUCCUUUGCACCCUUCUUCUCUUGAAAGUUUUCUUGAGGGCAAUUUUGUCCUGACACUGCAGAGCAUUCAAUUCAGUAGCAGUCAGGUUUUAUCAGGUGAAAAGAAGUCCAUUUAGUUCUCAUUUUUAGAGGUAACCAAAUUUGUUUGAAAUUGAAACAAGAGUUUUACUGUAUAAUUCUAUAGUUCCAUGUCCAAACACAGCUAUGGGUAGAAGUGUUGACAUAGCUGUUCUGAAUGGCCACAGGUAAAUAUGUGGUAAAGUGCAUUGUUGGCUGAAAUGAGUAUCUGGUACAGAUAAUUUACUUAGAGCAAGAGCGAGUAUGAGGAUCAUCUGAGUAAAAUGUGUCAAUAUCAGUACUUGUAGUGAAAGAAAAUCCUCUUCAGGUUUAUACUCUGUUCAUUCUGAUGGAUAUGGAUACAGAUAAUUCAGUUGGUCGAACUGUUAAAUGUUAGUUAACUGCCUAUCAUUAGAAAACUGGCUACUUUCAAGCAAGCGAAUAAGCCAACUGUUAGGCUUAUUAUUAGCAUUAGGUUGCCUUAACAGUUGUUUUAUGCUGACCUGAGGUCCAAUCAAACAACUCGCCUACCAUCACUUGGACAUGAGCAUGUGGAUCUUUGUUGGAUGUCUUCUUGUCUCAGUCAGCAGUCUUCCCUACCUUCCUUUUCUCACUGGUCCUCUUCUCCAACAUUGUACAGAUGUGACAAGUGACGAGUUAUUGCCUCAUCUCAUCGUGUCAACACCUAAAGCCACAAAAGCUAUCCUCUGAUAGUCAUUAGGCUCAGAUAGCUGCUACUGUCAACAGAGCUCUGUGAGGAGAAAAGAUGGAUGAAGGAAAUGGAGAUGAUUGAAGCGUCUGGCAGAUUAUUUCUGUCACAAAUUCUGUGUGCGUGUCAAGUAUCCACUUCAGCCUGCCACUCAUGCCUUCUCUGUUUGUUCGCUUGGUGUUGCACUUUAAUUUUCCCUCAAACACGAUGUUGAAAAGCAUUACCUGCCAUUCUCUAUUAAGCUUGUGCACGUUGAGGGACGGACUUCAUGAAAUAUUACUUGAAAUAACAGGAGUCACUGUACUUUUCAGAUGUGAUUCAUUUGUUGCAAAUAGUCAGAGUGGGAAUCCGUUUCCUGUUGAAGUGAUUCAUUUGAAGUGGCAGGAAGUAUUCCUACUGCAAACCUGUACACAGAGCUACCAUGGAAUACUUGUGUGCUUAGUUUUUCCAUAAAGCAAACAUUCCUACCUUGGCUCUUAAGGUGUGUCCUAAAUCUGAAAGAACUCUAUUUUGGGGGUAGAGGGAAUAAAAAAAAAAAAAAAAAAAAAAAGACACAUUUUAGGAAGUCUUUUGUGGACAUGGAUGUCUAAUUUUUGGUUUUGGCUGUCAGAUUUAGGAACCAAAACUGCCACUCGUAUGCUGGAGCUGACAGCAUACACUCCAAUAAGAAAGUCCUGAUGAGUUGUUUGUGACACUCUGCUCUUCCAGGCAUUGCCCCACCCGUCAUUGCAAAUCAACGUCCCGAGCGCAAACUGACAGGGAGAAUGGAAGUGAAUUCUCUGCAGAAAAGACCGAUAUCUGGCCACCGGUGAUCUUCUUCCAAGCGCUGCAGUGGCCGGGAGCGGACAUGAUUUGAUGAUAUAAAUUCAAAGUUCAAGCUCAGACCAUUGCUCUUAAGCAGUGAGUGGCAAAUGGUCAAUACAUUGCAUGAAUAAAAGUUAUCUAAUGCAACCACCCAUUGGGGGUGACAGGCACUGUUAAAGUUUAAUUUCUUCUUUGUUAACAGUAGACAUGUUUACAUGCAUACUGAUGACCUGAUUUGCCCUGAUUAGGCCCCUGAUUCAUCUGUAUUAAUUGUCAUAUAAAUGCCUUGCAUCCCCUUAUUAUUCAGAUCUGAUUUAUGUUUGUCACACUCAGGAUGCUGGUGGGUCAUUUGGUUUUGGCUGUUGUGCAGUAUGGAGCCCCAAAACUGACAAACAACAACAUUAUAACAGAAAACGUCAAUUAAAAGCAAUGUCCAUUGAAUUGUGUUAAUAGAAAUUUAAACCUUAAUACUUCUAUUUCAGAUUUAGGCUGUUUAAUUUUUCAACUCCUUUAUUUUUCAUUUCAAUGGGACUGCAUGACUAGCAAGCUUAGCUGAACACACUGCAGUUGCUUUAGUGAGAUUUGAUUCAAAAACAUGUCAAAAAAUGUUAAUCCCAUUAAAUAGACUGAAUGUUUGAACUUAGCUAUCACCCCAUAUUUAUUAUUCAACAGUGUGCAUGUAAAUAUAGCCACUUCCGGUGUUUGACUUUAUGGAAGUCGGUAAGUUAAGUCAGGAGAGGGCUGUAUUUCUUAAAGUACUGAAGCCACUAAAAUCAUAUUUUCUCUCCUUCAUUGUUACUGGGGAAACUGAAGCACGAUUCAACAAGUAUGGAGGGAAAAAUCAGGCUCAACAUGCAUGGCAGUUAUUUUUAUUGAUGAAAUCUUGCCUUGCCGGGUCAGCACAGGAGUAAAUUCUGAAACCACAAAAAAAGAUGGCCUGGCAUUUCAGCAGCUUUCACCCCACUGACCUUUGCUGCCCUUGCUUGCUUAUGUACAAUUAAGUGGAGGUUACAAAUAUAUACCUGGUUAUCAUCCUCGUUUCAGCUGUCUCACACUUAGCCAUCAGUGCCAGAGACACAUUAUUGCUCUUUCUGGCUCAUAUUAAACUGAAACACCUGCCCAGGCCUUUGUUUGGCACUAACAGGCCAAGACUAAAUGAUCAAAUAUGACCUUUCAUUGUCUGUACAGGAAUUGCACAUCCCAACAGGGAUGUGCACAAAAGCCAUGUCUGCAAGAGGGGCUGGCAGGUGUGUAAGCUAAUUCUCGGUCUCCCAAAGUGUGAAUAUUAUUCCUAAUUCUUUUCAGUCUGUGCAUCCAAGGUCACCAUCUGCUGUCCUCUUUUUCUCUAACAACGAAAACUGAAUGAAUGAGAGUCGUGAAAGGAGGACCAAUUGGUUUCCAGGACCACCGUGACGGCUCUCAGAGAAGGCUGGCGCGCUGUUUGGAAAAUGAACAUGGAUUUUAUCUAUGAGGUCAUUAAGUCCAAGGCCCACACACUCCCCACCCUGCCCAUUGCUCGACAGCCCCAUGGUCAUGAUUAUUGUUCUGUCUAGCUAUUGACACUCCAUUACCUUGUGAUCUGCUCUGAAUGGAAGUCAUUCAAUCUAUAAAUUUCUGUUUCUAGAGUGUCGAAUGAGUGCACUUGGCUGAGUAAACAGCUUUUGUGUCUAAAAUAUAGAAACUGCAAAAUGAAUUAUUGUUGUCCAGGUAUAAAGCCCAAGACAAGAGAGAGCAACCCAUAUCAUGUACAGGAGGGUUAGCGAUGUAGUUAAGCUAAGCUAAUAAUAAUAAUAAUAAUAAUAAUGAUCAUUUCAUUUGGAUGAAACUGGCCGUUGCUAUGCUGGCUAACCCCUAAUGUCUUCUAAAAGAUAAGCUGACCCUAAAUUGCUCUAUGGCACUAACUGGCAUGUCAAAGUUCAUCGAAUUUCAAACAUGGAAAACUGCAUGAAUUUUGUUCACUUUCAGUGUAGACCAAUCAUGGCUCCGAUUCCAGUAAAAUAAAUUGAUCUUGUCCGAAAAAUUUUGGUGUGACGGAACGUGGACAUUUUAGUCUUUCUAGCGUUGUUAGAAUUUGUCAUGGGAAGAGAGCUGGAUUGUUCAAAUGGAUUGCUCAAAAUAAUAGACGAGUGUGAAAUAGCGUUUAAGUCAUCAGAAACACGCUUAAUGUUGCCAGUGCUUACAGACGUUGUCCACAUGGCCGAUGUAACAAAUUGAUGUUCACAAAUUUUAUGAAUGCCUAAAUGACUCAAAUGCCUGGUUUCUGUACGAUAAACAUGGACACCGGAUCAGCGCUGCUCACACUUAACCUUAUUAACAACCUCCAAGGGACAAAUACAGUUCAGGGUAAAAGAUUUGACUUAACAGAACGUGGUCUCUUUCAGGUGCUCUUGCUUGGGUUUAAAUAACUGAACUCUAAAUGAUCCACAGAGGCAAUUUGAAAUGGUUUGGAUGGUACAAAUCCUCAUGACUCACUGGUCAAAUCUCUUCCACUCAAAGCAUCACAGUACUGUAAAAGGCUUUUCCUUCUGACAUCUUCAGCCAACCAGCUAGGGACAUUUUCAAAAUUUAUAUAAAGGGGGAGGGGUGGAUAUUUAUAAAUGGCCAUCUUUUUACACUGGAUCAUUUCUCUUACUAGAUGGCCAUGGACGCAGUCUACAUUAGGAUGGUGGAUUGAUUGCUUCACAUGAACAAAACAUUUUAUAGGCUUUCACUGGAGUAUUUAAGAUGUUUGUAUGGGUGCUUCACACAAGGCAGAUUAACUUUACAUUCCAGUUGUUCAGUUUGACCAAAACUGUAUUACAAUGAUUCCUCCACAAGUAUUCAACAGAUCCAGCAGAUUUGCCUGAUAGAGCUUGGAAUCCUGUUGUUUGUGUACAUUGCAGCAAAAUCCCAAACCUAAUUAAAAAGUCUAAUGUCCCCCCUGUGGCACCCAUACUGAUUUUUUUUUUUUUAUGUGCAUAAAACUGCUUGGCAGAGAAAAGGAUUUUGUCACUACCUAGAUGUGGGGAACAAAGUUCAUCUACUCUCUGUCUUUGUAUCUAUUUGCUUUUAUUGUAAUUGUUCCAGAUUCAUUUCCGUGUCUGUUUUGUGUUUUAUUACAACCCAGGCGAUGUGAUAGCGAAAUUGUUGCAUUGCCCUGGCAGCCAUUUUUACAUCUCUCUCAGAACUGUCUCUGCUCAUGCGAGUUAGAGGUUUGGCGGUCGUCAGGCUUUGAAAAGUCGUUAUUGUUGCAUUUUUGUGAAAUCUCGCACUGGGCUGGGCCUAAUCAACUGUUUUUAUUGUUGUGUGUCAAGAGGACUAUUUCUGUAUACAGUAUGUGAAAAUGUUUUUAUUUCUCUUGACUAUUAUAAUGGGUUUUAACCUGUGGAAAAAAAGAAAAACAAUGGAAAAAGCUCAAAAACAGAUGAGACCAAAUAAAAUGUAACACUCCUAA